Messenger RNA from Rana temporaria (common frog), 782 nucleotides. Its product is annotated as hereditary hemochromatosis protein homolog. Gene Ontology annotation, biological process: immune response. Gene Ontology annotation, cellular component: external side of plasma membrane. Lineage: Eukaryota; Metazoa; Chordata; Amphibia; Anura; Ranidae. The record is from RefSeq and is a predicted model, not a curated record.
AGGCAUUUUCUGCUGGCGGAUAACUGUCAGGACACACCUAGAAUUGCUAGAUAACAGCCAAGGACAGAAAGAAAUAUAUCUCCAGCUAUAUCCAGACACAGGUUAAUCUGGUUCUAUCACACACUGAAGGAAACUCAGAGCAAGUAGAAGUAUCAUUGAUAUAUGGAUGAUGGAGCAAUAUCUACUGUACAUAUUGAUGUCGCUGAUCCCUUUCUCGUCUACCUCUUCUGAUUCUACUCAAGGAACCACUUGUAAAAGUGACACAUAGCGUCCUCUCAAAUUCCACUGAUCAGUUGAACUGCAGAGCAUAUGGGCAUUCCCCCAAGAACAUCUCCAUGGCAUGGUACCAGAAUAAAGAGGCAGUACGCAAUAACCAGUCAGCAGAGACCUUACAACUUCCUGACUUGACCUACCUUACCUCGCUAAAAUUGAAUAUCACCACGCACCAUGAUGAGGUCUACAAUUGCCAUGUCAAUCACAGCAGCCUAAAAUCAACACUUGUGGUAAAAUGGGGGCACACUGAAGAGUCAACUGAACCCAUUGGAGCAAUACUUACAAUAUGUUUGGCUGCAGUCGUGAUCUUUGUUAUCACAAUAAUUGUUUCUGUAUUGAUUACAAAGUUGAGGAAAAAAAAGUGAUGGUUCACUAUGUGAUAGAAACGCUGAUAUGUCUGAUUAUAAAUGAUGAUAAAAGAUCCCAAUAUUACUUUGACCAAUUUUGUUUACCAUAUGAUUAUAAACAUUACAGUCAUACAGGAAAUAAAAUAGUUUUUAAUCCUCUGA